Messenger RNA from Glarea lozoyensis ATCC 20868, 1239 nucleotides. RefSeq names its product GroES-like protein. The record is from RefSeq and is a predicted model, not a curated record. Bases 1 to 1239 code for a protein of 412 amino acids. Lineage: Eukaryota; Fungi; Ascomycota; Leotiomycetes; Helotiales; Helotiaceae. Gene Ontology annotation, molecular function: oxidoreductase activity; zinc ion binding. The transcript is spliced from 3 exons.
AUGGCGAAAGUUCUACCCCCAAUCAUCUCAACUGAUUACAAGCCUCAUCCAAUUGAGACGAUGAAGGCAGCUCAGUGGAUGGGACCCCGCGACAUCCAAUUAGGAACUGUUCCCAAACCCAUGCUUACAGCCAACAAAGAUGCCAUCGUGCAUAUCACUCACUGCACCAUCUGCGGCUCCGAUCUACACAUGUACAACCCAGACAUGAAGAGCGCAAUGGAGAAAGGCCUUAUUCUAGGCCACGAAGCGAUUGGAAUCGUGGAUGAAGUUGGUCCGGAAGUAAAGACCCUGCAAGUAGGGGAUCGAGUGAUCAUUCUGCCAGUCAUUGCCUGUGGUGAAUGCUUUUACUGUCAAAAUGAAGAAUAUUCUCUUUGUGACAAGACCAAUCCUUCCAAGGAGAUGGAGCAACUCUACGGCCACCGUCUCUCGGGCAUAUUCGGCUACUCGAACUUGACAGGUGGCUAUCCCGGUAGUCAAGCAGAGUGGUGUCGAGUUCCUAAUGCCGACCUCGUAUGCGUCAAGGCUCCAAAGGAUAUCGCAGCGAAGAAGCUGCUCGGACUAUGUGAUGUGACUCCCACAGCGUGGCACGGUAACGAAUUAGCUGAGGUUGGCAAGGGGGAUGUUGUUGGGGUAUGGGGAUGUGGAGCCGUGGGUUUGUCCAUCCAACGUCUCGCGCUGCUGCGCGGAGCAAAGAAAGUCUAUGCCAUCGACAAAGAUCCGUACCGGCUGGCAUUGGCUGAAAGGUACGGCUCCAUUCCACUCGAUGUAUCCGAUUACACCAACAUCGCCGACCUAGUCCUAGAGCUUGAACCACAUGGACUCGACAGGGCCAUUGAGGCAAGCGGCUUCCGAAGCACUAAUUCCAUCAAGCACAAGAUCAUGCGGGGCAUUAACGCAGAAGGCGACAGUAGCGAUACAGUCAGCGCGAUUAUCAAAGCUACUCGCAAGGGUGGCAAUGUUGCAUUGAUUGGAGAUUUCUUCUUCAAUACUAACGACUUUCCCAUAGGCGCCAUGAUGGAGAAGGCACUCACAGUUAGGGGAGGACAAUUGUAUGCCCAGAAGUAUUUCCCGCUCCUGCUCGAUCUCACCACAAGUGGAAAUUAUGAUCCCUCUUUCAUGUUCACGUACGAGGAUGAUUUUGAGAACGUUGCGGUGGAUUACGAGAAGUUCAAUAAUCACGAGGUUCCUGGUGGGCUUAAGGUCUGCUUAGUGACCGCCUUUGGUCGCUCGCAGAAGUAG